Messenger RNA from Engraulis encrasicolus (European anchovy), 2553 nucleotides. RefSeq names its product extracellular calcium-sensing receptor. Gene Ontology annotation, biological process: G protein-coupled receptor signaling pathway. Gene Ontology annotation, cellular component: plasma membrane. Gene Ontology annotation, molecular function: G protein-coupled receptor activity. The transcript is spliced from 7 exons. Bases 1 to 2442 code for a protein of 813 amino acids. Lineage: Eukaryota; Metazoa; Chordata; Actinopteri; Clupeiformes; Engraulidae. The record is from RefSeq and is a predicted model, not a curated record.
AUGUUCCCCAUUCACUCCAAAGGAGUCGAACAAAAACUGACUUUCACAGAAAAGCCAGGCAAGAGGCGAUGCAGAGGGUUCAAUCUACGAGUGUUUCGCUGGUCUCAGGCCAUGGUCUAUUUCAUUGAGGAGAUCAACAGAGACCCAGGCCUGUUGCCCAACAUUACUCUGGGCUACAGGCUGUAUGACACGUGUGGCGUGGAGAUGUUCUCUCUCAGGACGGCCCUGUCGGUGAUCUCCCAGCCGCUCAAGAGGAACGCGGCGGGGGAGUGUGUGUCUCCCAGUGUGCCACUCAUAGUGGGAGACUCGGGGUCGUCUCUGUCCAUGGCCAUCUCAAGGUCACUCAAUCUCUUUAGGGUCCCAUUGGUCAGUUACUUUGCAUCCUGCGCAUGCCUGAGCGACAAAAGCCAGUUCCCCUACUUCUUCCGCACCAUCCCCAGCGACGUGCACCAGGCGCGCGCCCUGGCCCACCUGGUGCGCCACCUGGGCUGGACCUGGGUGGGCACCAUGGGCGCCGACGACGACUACGGCCGCACGGGCAUCGACAUGUUCACGGCCGAGGUGACGCAGCUGGGCGUGUGCGUGGCGUACCGCAUCACCAUCCCCAAGCUGCCCUCGCCGGAGGAGCUGCGGGACAUCGUGGCCACCAUCCGGGACUCCACGGCGCACGUGGUGGUGGCCUUCGCCAUCGAGGAGGACAUCGAGCCCGUGGUGACGGAGAUGGUGGCGCAGAACGUGACGGGCAAGCAGUGGGUGGCCAGCGAGGCGUGGGUCACCUCCACCCUCAUCUCCACCCGGGCGAACUACGCCUCCCUCAGCGGCGCCGUCGGCUUCGCCAUACGCCGGGCGGAGAUGCCCUUCCUCAAGCGCUUCCUGCAGAACCUCAAGCCCAUGGGCACUCCCUAUAGCCCCUUUGUCCGGGAAUUCUGGGAAACGCAGUUCAAGUGCUCCCUCAACACCACGCUUCCUGCCGCCUCCAUGGCAGAGCCAAUACGCUACAACAAGACCUGCACUGGCAGGGAGAGGGUCGAGGACACAGACAGCAUUUACAACGACGUGUCGCAGCUCAGAGUGACUUAUAACAUGCACAAGGCUGUUUAUUCGGUCGCUCAUGCCCUGCAUAACUUAAUGACGGAUCAGAACACCACUGCCUCAAUCCAUAGCCUCCGUCCAUGGCAGGUGGUUCGGUAUUUGCGCACAGUGAACUACACCAACAUCUUCGGAGACGUGGUGCAUUUUGAUGAGAACGGCGACCCGGCGGGCACGUAUGACAUUGUGAACUGGCAGCAGCGCUCCCCUGACGGGCCCGUGGAGUAUGUGACCGUCGGCAGAUUCGACUCUAGCCUGCCGCCCACACAGCAGCUGCUGGUGAACUCCGACGCCAUCGUUUGGCACCAAGGGGAGAAAGCAGUUCCUAAGUCUGUCUGCUCUGCCAGUUGUCAGCACGGCUUCAGGAAGGCCACGAGAGAGGGCCAGCCUGUGUGCUGUUAUGACUGUGUCCCCUGCGCUGAGGGGACCAUUACUAAUGACACAGACCAGCCUGAAUGCAUUCCCUGCCCCGACGACUUCUGGUCCAACCCCCGGCGGGACGCCUGCGUCCGUAAGCAGGUGGAGUUCCUAUCCUACACCGAGGCCUUCGGCAUGGCCCUGGGCGCCACCGCCAUCUUGGGUGCCAUCGUCACCUCCGCGGUGGCCGCCAUCUUCCUCCAGCACCGAGCGACGCCCAUCGUGCGCGCCAACAACUCGGAGCUGAGCUUCCUGCUGCUGCUCUCCCUGGGCCUGUGCUUCCUCUGCACCCUCACCUUCCUGGGCCGGCCCACGUCCUGGGCCUGCCCGCUGCGGCGCACCUCGUUCGGGCUCAGCUUUGCCCUCUGCCUCUCCUGCCUGCUCUGCAAGACCCUGGUGGUCCUCAUGGCCUUCAAGGCCACGCUGCCCGGGAACAACACGGCGCGCUGGUUCCGCAGGCCGCAGCAGCGUCUGAGCGUCUUCGUCUGCUCAUCGCUGCAGGUGGUGCUGUGUGUGGUGUGGCUGGCCAGGUCACCUCCGUACCCCAUCAGGAACACCUGGCUCUACCGGGACAGGAUCAUCCUGGAGUGUCACAUGGGGUCCGUGGCGCUGUUCGGCUGCGUGCUGGGCUACAUCGGCUGCCUGGCCGCUUUCUGCUUGCUACUGGCUUUCUUGGCUCGGAAGCUGCCCGAUAAUUUUAACGAGGCCAAAUUCAUCACGUUCAGCAUGCUGAUAUUCUGCGCGGUCUGGAUCACUUUUAUUCCAGCUUAUGUCAGCUCUCCUGGAAAAUUUACAGUGGCUGUGGAGAUAUUUGCUAUUUUAGCAUCUAGCUUUGGUGUUCUGUUUUGUAUAUUUCUCCCUAAAUGUUAUAUAAUCAUAUUCUUGCCAGAUCAUAAUACAAAGAAGUUCAUGAUGUCACAAAAAGGAGGACGAUGAGUCAUUGACAGUUACAUUGAAAUACCGGUAUGUAAAAAAUAAACAUGAAUGAGAAUAUAACAUUAGACAGCUGGUUUGAUAUAUUAUAUAUUAUGUUAUUUCAUAUAUACA